AAGUGGACGAUCCACAGUGCCAAACUCGUCUGCGAUGGUUUUUAGAGAGCGAAGAUACUCUAAGGCUGGACGGCCAUCACGUUUCAUGGUUUGGAGUCGUUCCUUGAGGGUUAUAACCCGAGUGCGAGAGCGAUUGGCAUAAAGUUUUGCUAAGGUUUCCCAAGCUUGUUGUGCAGUGGCUGCAGCAGCUAUGUAAGGAGUGAUGUUCUCCGAAACAGAGGACAAGGAUGAGUUCCAUCAAGGAAACCAUCAAGUUCGUAGCCUCCAAGAAGAGACACGAAUUGAGCCUUCCAAGAUAGAUAGUUGUUGGAAUUGGGAGUCUCGACACGGGUGGCCAUGGGAUCGGAGGUCUCGUGAGAGAAGUAAGGUGGGUAGGCUAUCGAUUGCCCAAGUGUUAACGGUCAAUCACAGAAGCAGAAGGCAGCAUUGAGAGAAGCCUGCAAGAACAAGAAGUAUUUGCCUCUUGACAUCCGUCCCAAGAAGACCAGAGCUAUUCGCCACUGCCUCACCAAGCAUCAAGUUUUGCUUCAUAUUUUUUAUUUGAUUAUUCUUUGGCAAGUAUUGUUUAUCUGGGUUGUGGAGGAAAUUUGACAUUGAUGCUUGUGAUUACUUUUCAUUUGUUUUCUUGUGUGCCUUUCUGCUAUGCUUUCUCAAUCGUCAAUUUAUUUUGUUGA
Rubroshorea leprosula is the source of this 674-nucleotide messenger RNA. Lineage: Eukaryota; Viridiplantae; Streptophyta; Magnoliopsida; Malvales; Dipterocarpaceae. The record is from the annotation of a GenBank genome assembly.